Messenger RNA from Brassica oleracea var. oleracea, 644 nucleotides. Its product is annotated as non-specific lipid-transfer protein-like protein At2g13820. NCBI's taxonomy places the organism in Eukaryota, Viridiplantae, Streptophyta, Magnoliopsida, Brassicales, Brassicaceae. The transcript has 3 exons. Gene Ontology annotation, biological process: lipid transport. Gene Ontology annotation, molecular function: lipid binding. The coding region runs from base 71 to 580 and encodes 169 amino acids. The record is from RefSeq and is a predicted model, not a curated record.
AACACAACAAAACAAAAUAAAACAAAACAAAACUCCAAAAGGAUUAGAUUCUCUCCAAACACGAGGAAACAUGAAAAUGGGAAGAGUUCUAGUGUUGCUUACAGUUUUUAUGGCUGUGAUGUCUUCUACAAGAGUCUCUGCUCAGUCCAGUUGCACAACGGCGUUGAUCAGCAUGUCUCCCUGUCUCAACUACAUAACAGGAAACACUACCUCUCCUUCUCAGCAAUGCUGUAGUCAGCUAGGUAAUGUAGUCAGGUCUUCUCCUGACUGUUUGUGUCAAGCCCUCAACGGUGGAGGCUCUCAGCUUGGGAUCAACGUUAACCAAACGCAGGCUCUUGCUUUGCCUAGGGCUUGUAAUGUUCAAACUCCUCCUGUCAGUCGCUGUAACAACGGUGGUGGUUCUACUACUGACUCUCCUACAGAUUCACCAAACUCUUCAGGACCAGGAAAUGGAUCGAAAACUGUGCCAGUAGGAGAAGGAGAUGGAUCAUCGUCACACGGAAGCUCUAUCAAGAUCUCAUAUCGUCUUCUUACCUUCCUUUCCGUGGCUUCCUACAUCGCAAUCUUCUUGAAAUACUGAUUUCUUCUCAUCCAUGUUUAUCCUGAAACCGAUGAAGCUUUUAUGCCACACUCAGAUUGCAUUU